Struthio camelus australis is the source of this 4838-nucleotide messenger RNA. NCBI's taxonomy places the organism in Eukaryota, Metazoa, Chordata, Aves, Struthioniformes, Struthionidae. The record is from RefSeq and is a predicted model, not a curated record.
AUGAUUUCGGGGUUGAAAUACCAAGGAUGCACCCAUCUGUCUGGCACUUCUGUUUGGUGCUUUAUUUGGCUGGAUAAUGGGACCGAUUUGGGGUUUCCCAGCACAAGAAAGACGUUGACAUCCUGGAACGACUCCAACGGAGGCCGUCGGGAGAGUCUGGGGAACACAGGAUGGCAGUCAAACGCAGGGACAGAGGCCCAGAGAACCAGUGGGAUCUUCAUCCUUGGAUCUGCUCGGCCUUCAACUGUCCAGCCUUCAAGCAGAGGCCAUGAACCCGGGCUUGUGCAGCUGGUGAAUUACUACAGGGGAGCAGACAAGCUGUGCCGCAAAGCAUCUCUGGUGAAGCUCAUCAAGACGAGCCCUGAGCUGUCAGAGUCCUGCACGUGGUUCCCUGAGUCGUAUGUGAUUUACCCAACAAACCUAAAGACCCCUGUGGCUCCAGCACAGAAUGGAAUUCGUCAUCUCAUAAACAACACACGGACAGAUGAGCGGGAAGUGUUCCUGGCAGCUUUCAACAGGCGGCGGGAAGGCAAAGAAGGCAACGUGUGGAUCGCCAAGUCCUCAGCUGGUGCCAAAGGGGAAGGGAUCUUGAUUUCUUCGGAAGCUGCAGAGCUCCUGGACUUCAUUGAUGAGCAGGGACAAGUGCAUGUGAUUCAGAAAUAUCUAGAGAAGCCUCUGCUUUUGGAGCCAGGGCAUCGCAAGUUUGACAUCAGGAGCUGGGUUCUCGUGGAUCAUCAAUAUAAUAUCUACCUCUACAGAGAGGGUGUCCUGCGGACCUCUUCCGAACCAUAUAACAGUGCUAAUUUCCAGGACAAAACCUGCCACUUGACCAAUCACUGCAUUCAGAAGGAAUAUUCCAAAAACUACGGGCGGUAUGAGGAAGGGAACGAAAUGUUCUUUGAGGAAUUCAACCAGUACCUGAUGAAUGCCCUGAACACGACACUUGAGAAUAGCAUCUUACUGCAAAUCAAACACAUAAUAAGAAGCUGCCUUAUGUGUAUAGAGCCUGCAAUCAGUACAAAGCAUCUUCAUUACCAGAGCUUCCAGCUCUUUGGCUUUGACUUCAUGGUUGAUGAGGAGCUGAAAGUCUGGCUGAUAGAGGUCAAUGGGGCCCCGGCUUGUGCCCAGAAGCUGUAUGCAGAGCUCUGCCAAGGAAUUGUGGAUGUAGCCAUCUCUAGUGUUUUCCCCCUCAGUGACACUGGGCAGAAGAUGAGCCAGCCAUCGAUCUUUGUCAAGCUGUGAUGACGACAGGAACGUCUCUGCUGAGUACAGAGAGAGACUGCACCCACUGGGUCAGAGCAGUUCGAUGGCUAAUUUCAGUAUCAUGCCAAAAAGGGAUAGAGACAGUCUUCUUUUUUUUUUCUUUUUUUGGGGGGGAAAAAAUCAUGGGGCAAACCAACAAAACAGAGCCCCCGUGCAGAGCUGGGACGAGCCAAAACCACUCAGACAACUGUCUGCAUUCACCAAAAUUCACUUUGGAAACAGCUCAUGUGACUUCGAUAUCUGAAACAAAUCUCUCUGGGAGAACAGCAAAAUUACCUUAAAAUGAAACUCCAACAGGGAUACGACAAUACUAUAUUAGCUCAUCCUUUUCUAUAGAGAGACUUUUUUUAAGGCAAUUGAGCAAAGAGUACAACGAUCAUCUGGGAUGUCGUGGCUGGGAAGUUGUCCUCCUCCCUGUCCUCUUUCCUCACCUACUGCAUCGUUAGUGCCUUAGCUCAGCUCCAAAUAGGUGAUUCCUUUCCUUUGUUCCUGCUCUAUUAUGUAGAAAGGAAGGAGCUCUCUUGCGUCACAGGAGGCACAAAACCAGGAACACUGAGAAUUUGGUCGCCUUGGGUCAUUUUCCAAGCUGGCUGGCUGCACACCCAGGCAACAACUGGAUGAAAGGGCGCUGAACUGCGGGUGGUGAAUUAACCCAAGCAACGAAGGCAGUUUUGUUUAUGUAUAGUUAUCCCUUUUCCUAAUGAGAUUUGAAUCAGUUUCUAUCCAAGUCUAAUGCAGUUGGAUCCCAUUUAAAAUUUAAAAAAGGUAGAGAGGCCCCCCCAAUGCUGACCUGCAGGCUGUAGGAUUUCUAGCGUCUCGGUCUUGCUGGGAGUGUUUCCAGUGGCAGACACCCAGUCUUCUCGGAAAGCUUCUUUGGAGACACUGCAGUGAAUAUAGGCUCUUCUCUCAGCUUCCACCUUAAUACAUUUGAGACUCAAAAGUAAAACCUUUCAGCCCAACCGAUUUUUAUUCCUUUUGAUCCAGCCAAUUUUAUUCUCCGUCGUUCAACAGAUAUUGUGCUUUUCUACCCUGAACGGAGUCUGCUGCUCUGUCCCAGCUGGGGGGAAGAUGUAUGAGGUUUUGUAGAGCAAGCGAGAGACUGCUUGUCUAUAGAUCUGCCACACAGCUGGGAAGGGCAGGCAUUUUGGGGGGAAGGAGGUUAAAUUCCUUUAGAUCCCUGAAUUUCUGAACUAACAUCUGUUUUGAGUGUAACCUAAAUUCCUGGAAUAUUCGGUUUACCCAAAUUUUUAGCCUAAACCCAAAGAGCGCGUCUCUCCUAAGCCAGGGCUCUUUGCAGAGCACAGUGGCAUUCAUGACAGCAGCUGGCUUUGCUAGGUGGCGUGUGGCCUGUGCUGUGUCCCAAACUUUCUGAACAGAGGCGCAAAGCUUAACAAUUAGGUCUCGCUGUUAGGAGGCUGCAGCAGUGUCUGCAAAGAACUGAGCGCUCGCAGGCUCCCCAUUAAAGCUUGGGUUGCGCAUCGGUGGUAUUGAGUUUGGAGUUUCUUUACGCACGUUGCACGUGAUGUGGGGAUGUACCUUAGGUUACGUGUUUUUAAUCAUGGUUAAGGGCAGAUGACAGAUAAGCACCUGUGCAAGCAACACAGAACUACUGCCCGAUGUGGGUUGUUUGAGAUUCGCUCCAACGCUGAACAGGAAAGCAUCAUGGAAAAUUGAAGCUUUGGGGAUUUUAAUUGCAGCAGGAGAGCAGGCUGUGCUGCCGAGGUCAGGGCCAUGUUCUCUUGGCUCUUGCACGGAAAGAUGGUUGUCAAUGAAAUAAAACAGACCUUGUUCGUGUUACCCAAAGCAAAACAAACAAGAAGAGAUCAUGGAGGUUACAAGCUUCUGGCUGCCUGCGUUUAAUGGGAAGUGAAUCAAGCAGUGUGAUUUCUGCCUCCCACAAACGAUCCCGGCGCUUUGACAUACUCACCUUUGGUCGUGGCUGAGAUUUCAGAGGUCUUCCUGCCAGCACAGCGCUUGGUAAGCAAGUGAUCCUGCCGGCAGGACUGAAGUGCCCACCCCUCCUCGGAGUGAUGGAUUUUGGUCAUGCUGUACCUGGACAGACAUUCAUUGCAGCAUGCUGUGAACAGAGUGGUUAGCAAAGCCCAAAAGAAGCGUUGCAGAGAGGAAGCGUCCCGAAAGGCCAGGCAAGCCCGUCGUCAACGCUCUGAAGCGCCGCACGGAGCGGAGUCUGCAUGGCGUUUGGCAGACGCAAGGUGCGUUGGAGCUGGAAAGCAGUUCGGUUGCUGCACGCUGGGAAGCGACGAGGAGCGAUAGCUGCGUGUGAACAGGGUGUCUGCUUUGUUUCUCCAGGCUGCGUGCGAAGGACGCCUGGACUCCACUUGCUGGUGGGUGGUUUUGUUUCCAGCAAUGCCCUGAGCACCGUGUCCAGUUUCUGGCUUUACUGGACCUCUUGUGUUUUCAUAUGAGCCAGAAAGCGGUGGGGGAAUGGUGGGUCAUAAGCUGGGAGAAGGAGGUAUGAGGGAAGGGCUGUUUGGGUGUCCUAAUCUCGUGAUAGCACACAGGUGUGAAAAUUGCCCUGCAGACCAGCCCGAAGCAUAGUGUUAAUAGUCCCAGGUAAAAUGUAGGCUGUAACAGGUGUUUCAUGUGACUCGCAGAGCUGCCAGCUCAACAGGUCUCCACUGACAUUUUCACAUAGUAGCUACCGUGAGCUUAAAAAUGCACCUUUUUUUUCCCCAGCAAAGGCAAGAUCUAAUAGCAAUAGCCUUGGUCCAGAACGUGCCUGAGCAGACACUGCACUCUCACAAGCUCUACACCAGACCAGACCAGAGCUCCUCAGGUAUGAAGUGAGAAAACUUUACCCGUCAUAAGGAAAUGAAAAAUCCCUGGGGUCCUAGACCCCUCUUUACUUUCCCUUCACCCUGAAUUCAGAAACCAAAACGUUCCCUUCCUGAGCGUAUGUAAGAUUAGAUCCCUGCCGAUGUAGUGGGAUAAGGCUAGGAAAGCAGCCCGGAUGCAGGGAAGAGAAGCAUCUUUUAUCAGCACAGCUGAUACAGCCAGGAAGAGCAGUGACUCAGGAACCUCUGCAUAACUCCAAGGCCUUUCCCUCCGCCCUUUUUCGCCUCAGGUUGCAUUGAGAUACGUCCCCAACUGGCUAUUUCUGCUGCUCAGCUAAAAGCAGGGCUUCAACUCAAUGGUAAAACAAUGGCCCCAGGUGAUGCAGUUACUCAUAACCUGCCUUUUCAGCUGGAUUUUGGGGAGAUAGUGAUUCAGGGACUCUUUAAUCAUUGGUUUGUUUCCUGAAUAAGCAACAGCCUCUAGAGGAAAACACUGGGUACCAUGUGUGAGCACUCACCAUCUCCCCUCAAAGUGCUUCCCUCAAGCAAAGCCCAGGAGGUAAACGCUAAAGGACGGCCAGUGCGGUACCUAGGGUUUUGCCCAAUUUAUUAGCCCCAUUUAUUAUUUGUUAGGUGGAGCAAAGAAUGAGAUGGAUACGGCUGAGGCCUGAGCGUUGCGACCGUGGGGGCACCUUGUAAGUGAUGCUCGCACACUUUUAUUUUUUAGGAAAAAAAAUGCAAAAAUAAAUGUUUUCUAGCUUGAUUCAGCUUAAAGGUCAA